UCCUUGAUUUUCCAUACCAAAUGAUGCUUCACCAAACCAAUUUUUACGCAUUUUGUUUAAUGUACCUUCGUGUGAUUCUUCUCUUCUCCACAAGCAGUCUCCUCUGUUUGCAACCCUCCAUUACUGCCACUACUCUAACAAAUGAGACUGAUCGUUUGGCUUUGCUCAAAUUCAAAGAAUCUGUAGAUCAUGAUCCAUAUAACAUUUUGAGCUCAUGGAAUGACUCUAUGCACUUCUGCAACUGGCGUGGAAUCACAUGCGGCCGUCGGCACCAAAGAGUCACAGCCUUGGACCUACAGAGCCAUGGCUUACGUGGAUCCAUAUCACCUUAUAUUGGAAACCUCAGCUUUCUUGGGUUCAUCAACCUCCAAAGUAACAGCUUCUAUGGCGAAAUUCCACAAGAAGUCAGUCAUUUGUUCCGACUGCAACAGCUCUCUCUUAACAAUAACACGUUAGAGGGGGAAAUACCAAUCAUCUUGUCCAACUGCUCCAAUCUCUGGUUCAUACAGCUUGGUGAUAAUAAGCUUAAAGGGAAGAUUCCAGUGGAGCUAGGCUCUUUAACGAAACUGGAACUGCUUUGGCUUCCUAAUAACAAUUUGGAAGGAGAGAUCCCAUCUUCUCUAGGAAAUCUUUCAAUGCUCUCACAUUUUGAUGUUGAGGUUAAUAAUUUGGUGGGAAAUAUUCCAAAUUCCAUAGGCCAAUUAAAAGGCUUAUUUGCGUUCUCAAUUUUGAGUAAUAAAUUGUCAGGUACAAUCCCUUCCUCUCUUUACAAUGUGUCAUCUCUCCAACUUGUUUCGAUUUCAAGUAACCAACUUAGUGGCACACUUCCAGCCAACAUAGGCCUCACUCUUCCCGAUCUCCGAUUUCUUUAUUUUGGUGAAAAUGAGUUCUUUGGGCCACUCCCUACUUCAUUAUGCAAUGCAACUCAACUUCAAUCUAUUGAUUUAAGUGAGAACAAUUUUCUAGGACCAGUUUCAAAUAAUUUGGGUAAUUUGUUGGAUCUUAAUUGGCUAAGUUUGGGUAACAAUUUUCUAAGAUGGGAUUUCCGUUUCUUAACAUCUUUGAGAAACUGUAGUAAACUUAGUGCGUUGGAUUUAAGUCAUAAUCAAUUUGGAGGUGUUCUGUCCAAUUCUGUAUCCAACUUGUCAACCCAACUCACUACAUUAUAUUUAGGAGGCAAUGAAAUAUCUGGAACUAUCCCUGCAUCAUUAGAGAAUCUCGUCAAUUUAUAUAUCUUGGGCAUGGGAAAUAAUCAUUUCACAGGUGUCAUUCCUACUAGUUUUGGGGGGUUUCGAAAGAUGCAACUAUUGGAAUUAGGUGGCAACAGAUUGUCUGGAGAAAUACCAACCUUCAUAGGCAACCUUACUCGGUUGUUCCAACUCGACCUACAAGAAAAUGGAUUUGAAGGAACCAUACCUCCAAGUAUAGUAAACUGCCAAAAUUUGCAACUCUUGGACAUCUCACAAAAUAACCUUAACGGAUCCAUACCUCAGCAGCUUAUUGGUCCUUCUGCCCUUCAAAUACUACACCUCAAUUUAUCUCACAACUCAUUCACUAGCACACUACCAUUUGAAGUAGGCAAUCUGAAACAUAUUAUUGAAUUGGAUAUCUCUAACAAUAAUUUUUCUGGUGAAAUUCCUGCAUCUAUAGGAAAUUGUUCGACAUUGGAACUCCUAUACCUUGAAGGGAAUUCUUUUGAAGGAGCCAUACCAUCAUCUAUGGCUUCUUUGAAAAGUCUUCAACGUCUAGAUUUUUCUCAAAAUAACCUAUCAGGAUCCAUUCCAAAGGGUUUAGAGAAGCUUCCUCUUUUAGAAAAAUUGAAUCUUUCAUUCAAUAAUUUUGAGGGCGAGGUACCUACUGAAGGUGUUUUCAAAAACACAAGUGUGAUAUUAUUGAUUGGUAAUGCUAAACUCUGUGGUGGUAUACCAAAAUUGCAGUUGCCAAAAUGCCCUAUUAAUGCCAUGAAACCAAGAAAGUCCAUUGGAUUCAAAAUAGCAAUUGCAAUUAUUUCCAUUGUUCUUAUUUUCUUUUUGUUUUCAUCCAUUUUUGUUCUUUAUUGGAUAAAAAGAUCAAGAAAGAAACCAUCUUCUAUGGUUUCAACAAAAGACCUUCUUCCAAAUGUUUCUUACAAAGAACUCUAUCAAGCAACUAAUGGAUUUUCUCCAAAUAAUUUAAUUGGAUCUGGCAGUUUUGGCUCUGUAUAUAAAGGAGCUCUUGAUCCGGAAGAAAGGAUAGUUGCUAUAAAGGUCCUUAACCUUCAAAACAAGGGAGCUUCCAAAAGUUUCAUGGCUGAAUGCAAUGCAUUACGAAAUAUCCGGCAUCGGAAUCUUGUUAAGAUAUUAACAUGUUGCUCCAGCAUGGAUUACAGUGGGAAUCAAUUCAAAGCUCUAGUAUUUGAAUUCAUGACAAAUGGGAGCUUAGAUAUUUGGCUGCAUCCAGAGCUUGCCAACGAAAAUCAAUCAAGGAGCAUGAGCCUUCUUCAAAGACUAAAUAUUGCAAUUGAUGUGGCUUUUGCAAUGGAUUAUCUUCACAACCAUUCUAUGCAACCAAUAAUUCAUUGUGACUUAAAGCCAAGCAAUGUUCUUCUUGAUAAUGACAUGGUUGCUCAUGUAAGCGAUUUUGGUUUAGCAAGGCUCCUCCCAAUUACUAAUGAUUCUUCUAGAAAGCAAACUAGUACAAUUGGCAUAAAGGGAUCAAUUGGUUAUGCUGCUCCAGAGUAUGGCAUGGGUGGUAAGGCAUCAAUAGAGGGGGACGUGUAUAGCUAUGGUAUAUUAUUACUGGAGAUGUUCAUAGGAAGGAGACCCACUGAUGACAUGUUUAAAGAUGGUCUCAAUCUUCACAAUUUUGCUAAGAUGGCACUACCUGAAAAUCUUGUUCAAAUUGUGAACCCAAUCCUUCUUCCAAGAGAAGUCAAUGAAGCUUCAACCGCAAUAGUGGCAACCACAGAAGAUAAUAAUGGCAAUGGGAUGCAAGUAGAUGAAGAAGCUCAAGGUAUUUCAAACUUCUACCAAAUGGAUCCCAAUGUGCAUAAGUGCUUAGCAUCAAUUCUUGAAACUGGACUUGCCUGUUCAAUGGAGUCACCAAAAGACAGAAUGAGGAUGAAGGAAGUUACCAGAGAACUACAUUUGAUCAAAACAGCUUUUCUUGGUUCUGGUAUCAACAGAGGUGGAUUUAGGAGAAUCCAAGUUUAAGAGAAUGAAACUAUCAGAAGAGAUCACUGAAACCUCUUUCAUGUCCCUGUUGAGCAUAUAUAGGUGUGCGAGUUCAAUCUCCUUUGUCAAAAUGUUUGUGGAAUGAUUUCCUUAUAUUUUCUUCUUUUGGGAUAUGGCGGUCCUACAGUAUGCAUAUUGCCACUUUUUUGUAGUACAAGCAUAUUGAACACUUCUACUAUAGGUUCUAGAGUAUAGUCAAUAGUUUCUAUAUAUUCAGAAAAAAGGAAAAAGAAAAACU
This is a messenger RNA of Quercus lobata, 3450 nucleotides long. RefSeq names its product probable LRR receptor-like serine/threonine-protein kinase At3g47570. Gene Ontology annotation, molecular function: protein binding; ATP binding; protein kinase activity. The record is from RefSeq and is a predicted model, not a curated record. Gene Ontology annotation, biological process: protein phosphorylation. Lineage: Eukaryota; Viridiplantae; Streptophyta; Magnoliopsida; Fagales; Fagaceae. Bases 21 to 3191 code for a protein of 1056 amino acids. The transcript has 3 exons.